CGAACUUCAUUUUUAAUUACAUAAAUUAAUUUAAGCGCGUAAUUGCAUAUAAAACACAUUAAGAAAAAUCACAACACUUCAACUUAAGUACUUACUUCUGCUGUUGUACUACAAAAAACGAUUGUCACGCUAUUAUAAUACUGAUUGCAAUACACAAAUUUAUUUGAUCGCGAUGGACGUCCACGCCUGGUUGCCGGUGAUCUUUUGCAGUCUCUCCAUACCAUUAUCGUUAUUCAUGUGGUUGGGCAAUUUGGCAUUUUCGAAAUUCUGGCAUUAUAAUGAGUUUGAAGAGCCGCCCGUUAUACCGCCAACACGUUGGUUAUUUUCAACAUUAGCGCCGCUUACGCUUAUGACAAUUGCACUGCGCAGGAAAUCCGUUAACUAUUCCGGUGCUGCAUUGGGCAUCAUAUUUGCCUUUAUUUUGUCCAUCGCCAAUCAUGCAUUCUUCGCUAGCUUAGCGGCAUUUUUCUUCACUUCAUCACGUGCCACCAAAUUUCGUGCGAGUUUAAAGCGAAAAUUCGAAAAGGACUUCAAGGCUGGUGAGGGUCAACGCAAUUGGGUGCAGGUGUUGUGCAAUGGCGGCAUGGCGACACAGUUAGCCAUAUUAUAUCUCAUAGAUUGCGGUAGUUGUGAGCGUGCCAUUGACUUCAGCAAUGAGUAUCGCUCCAGUUGGUUAGGCGUUGCAGUUAUGAGCGCCUUCGCAUGCUGUAAUGGCGACACAUGGGCUAGCGAACUCGGCAGUGUACUGUCCAAAAAGGAACCUUUCCUUAUCACAACGCGUCGUCGUGUACCACGUGGCACUAAUGGUGGUGUUUCUGUACCAGGUCUGGUGGCUAGUCUUGCUGGUGGCCUGCUAGUUGGUUUCGUCUACUACAUAACUGUGCGUUAUACCGUUGAUGCGCAUACCUUACAAGCGGGGCCUGCACAGUGGCCGCUUAUUAUAUUUGGCGGCGUGGCUGGGUUGCUUGGUUCUUUGUUGGAUUCAUUACUCGGUGCUACAAUGCAGUACUCUGGUGUGGAUAAAGAAGGCAAAAUUGUUGAAUGUCCAGGAGUGGGUGUGCGCCAUAUUAGCGGUUUACGCAUAUUGGAUAAUCACAGUGUGAAUUUGAUUUCCAGCAUUGUAACGGGUGUGACAAUGCCUUUAAUAGCGUUAAAGUUUUGGCCCAUGCAUUGAGUGAGAAUCAGCGUUAUGAUUUUUGAUAUUUAUACAUUUGUGCAAACUGUUGAGAUUUGGCAAAAUAUGAAAAUUAGUUGAGUAUAGUGUACUUUUUGUAAAGGCUUCUGUUAAACAGUAAGCCAUUUUCGAACGAAUUUUGUAAACAUUCAUAUGUGCAGCUAUCUAUAGUUUUGCAUGUGUGUAUGUAUGUUUGUGGUAUCGAAUACCAACGAGGGUUAUUUAUUAAUUUUUAUAAAUCCUGUUUUAUGAUGCAACUACUAGGACUGAUCUAUGACGCGAAACGUAUAUAAACAUUUUUAAUUAUUAACUCUAGGUAACGUGUCUCAAAAUGUAACUAAAAAAGAACUUUUUUUUUAUUAAAUUAUCGUUGGCAGCUUUUUAUAUAUAAUAUGCAUGUAAGUGUGACUAAUAAACAUUAGUAUAUGCAUGAAGUAAGAAUAA
Zeugodacus cucurbitae (melon fly) is the source of this 1618-nucleotide messenger RNA. RefSeq names its product transmembrane protein 19. Gene Ontology annotation, cellular component: membrane. The transcript has 5 exons. Lineage: Eukaryota; Metazoa; Arthropoda; Insecta; Diptera; Tephritidae. The record is from RefSeq and is a predicted model, not a curated record. Bases 173 to 1174 code for a protein of 333 amino acids.